CCAUUGAUUACUACCAGGCCAACCCCAUAUCAACAGAACCCAAAAAGUGUUCCAAUCAGAAAGAAGAAAGAAUACUUGGGGUGAAGAAAAGUGGAAUCGGAGGAAAUGACACCAUCCCAUUAGAGAAAGAGAGCUUCAUUCAAGAGGAAGAUGAAGAUGAUGAGCAGUGCUGCACUAGAAAGCCCUAAAAGAAAGCUCUCAAUCAAAGGACUAGGGGGGUUCAUGAAGGAACAGAGAGGUAGGCUCUACAUAAUAAGGAGAUGCGUUGUUAUGCUCUUGUGCUGGCAAGAUUAAAGCCAAAAGAAGGAGAAAAACGAAAGGGAUGGUGGAAUUACUGCAGUACUCAGUCCUCGCCACCAGCUUGGAAGCAAGUGAUGACGGCCAGAUUUUCCUUCAUUUCUUUUUCAAUCUCUUCUUCUUGGUACCAGCGCAAGUGUACAGGAGGAGUCUCUCUCAAAGUCUUUCCCCUCUUUUUCUUGUUAAUAUGCUCUUUUUAUUUACCUUUCUGUUCAUGUCUGGGAGAUCAGACUGGGACUAGGCAAGAAAACCCAAUGUUUGUCUCAGUUUUUUUCCCCCAUGAAUUCCUCUUCCUCAUUUUAGAACUGCAAAAUUGGGAUCUUUUGAACUUUUUGCCUUUUGUCUUCAAAAGACCAAGCUACUAAUAGCCUUCAGGAUGUCUUUCGUUUGAUGUAAUUUGUUGAAGGGUCUUGCACAUGGCUGAGCCAAAUCUUCAUUGGUUAAUUUCAAAUUGUGGAUGCUUGGUGGGAGAGAGAGAGAGAGAGAUAUCAAUCUUUACUAUGAUUGAG
Messenger RNA from Rhodamnia argentea, 806 nucleotides. Its product is annotated as small polypeptide DEVIL 4-like. The transcript has a single exon. The record is from RefSeq and is a predicted model, not a curated record. Gene Ontology annotation, biological process: negative regulation of cell population proliferation. The coding region runs from base 151 to 294 and encodes 47 amino acids. Lineage: Eukaryota; Viridiplantae; Streptophyta; Magnoliopsida; Myrtales; Myrtaceae.